AUAAACUGGGCGCACACACCAAUCUAGAGUUCUCCUAAAAAAAGCAAAAAGCUUCAAAGCCUCCCUAACUUGUCGCUCUCUCUGUCUUCUUCCUAUGUUUUGAUGCAGUCUGAGCUCAAACUCCGAGCUGCUUUUUCAUGGACUCUGUUGUUAUAAAUCCAUCAUACAGAGCUUUCAAAUUUAACCUCUGUAACCCUGGCAUCAAAUACUUGAAUAACCAUACUUUCUCCUUUUUUAAAUUCAGAUAUUCCAAAAAACUCAAAAUCUCUUCAAUCUCUGUUGCGUAUACUCCUUAUUCAAAUCCCCAAAAACCCAAUUCAGAAUGGGGAAAAUACAGCUUACCCAUCAAACCCUUUUCGGUCUUAGUUUCAAUUUCACAGAACUUCAAAGAUUUAGCUCUGAGGACUUCAAAAUACAAAUGGGUCUCUGUUUUUCGAAGUUAUAUUGGUUCGCAUGCAAUACCGGAGGAAUUUCAAGGUAAUUAUUUACAAAAUGGAGGUUUUGGAAUGGCACUUUUGAGUGUAACAUCGACGGCUAAGGUCCGAAUUAGCCCAUUUGUGGCUACAUUGGCCGCAAACCCGACGUUUGUUUCGGGUUUGUUUGCUUGGAUUGUAGCGCAAUCGAUGAAGGUGUUCUUGAAUUUUUUUGUGGAGCGAAAAUGGGACUUGAGGAUUAUGUUUGCUUGUGGAGGAAUGCCUUCAUCGCAUUCGGCCUUAUGUACUGCUCUGACUACUUCAGUGGCUAUAUGUCAUGGAGUGGCGGAUUCGUUAUUUCCUGUGUGUUUGGGGUUUAGCUUGAUUGUAAUGUACGAUGCUAUAGGGGUUCGAAGGCAUGCUGGUAUGCAAGCUGAGGUUCUCAAUAUGAUAGUUGAGGAUUUGUUUCAAGGGCAUCCUAUCAGUCAAAGAAAACUCAAAGAACUUCUUGGCCACACUCCAUCCCAGGUCCUUGCUGGAGCUCUGCUUGGAAUUGUAGUUGCAUGUGUCUGUUGCCAGGGUUGUUUGGUUGCAACCUAAUCCACUUCUGCAGUUAUUUUUCCAGACCUAUGUGGAUGAUACAUGAACGUCGUCGUGUUCUGGAGAGGGCAUGGUCUUGGUAUUGUUUGAUUUUUUUCUGGUGAAUGGCCUCCUUAAUUUACUUGUUAAGGAGGUGGAUGUCCUGAUGAUUUGUUGUACUUGAAUGUUUUUUUUUUUUUGAAUUCGACAAGUUGAAUGUUGAAUAUGGACGUAGAAAUUUCUUCUUCAAACUUGUGAGAGAGCAUGACUAUAAUCAUAAUGCUUUGAGCAGGCUAGUUAACACAAAUCCACUUUAAUUUUUAAAAUUGGAUUCGGGUAGAAAAGACUUAUUCUUAUCAGAUGAAUUUUCAUACCAAGUGAGCUGUAAGAUAUAAAUGGAUCAGUUUCCUUGGAGCUCAGAUAUAUUCUGUUAAUUAACAAACAAGAUAAGAAUUAUUUAAUCAUAAAAUUCCCUUAACUCGUGUUUUUAACGACCCG
This is a messenger RNA of Ilex paraguariensis (yerba mate), 1490 nucleotides long. The record is from the annotation of a GenBank genome assembly. NCBI's taxonomy places the organism in Eukaryota, Viridiplantae, Streptophyta, Magnoliopsida, Aquifoliales, Aquifoliaceae.